Oryza brachyantha (malo sina) is the source of this 2728-nucleotide messenger RNA. Its product is annotated as 4-hydroxybenzoate polyprenyltransferase, mitochondrial. Gene Ontology annotation, biological process: ubiquinone biosynthetic process. The coding region runs from base 143 to 1357 and encodes 404 amino acids. The record is from RefSeq and is a predicted model, not a curated record. Gene Ontology annotation, molecular function: prenyltransferase activity. The transcript is spliced from 9 exons. Lineage: Eukaryota; Viridiplantae; Streptophyta; Magnoliopsida; Poales; Poaceae. Gene Ontology annotation, cellular component: mitochondrial inner membrane.
UGCCUGUCGAGCGCACGGCGAGAGCCCGCGCCUCCUCCCCUCCGCGUGCCGGCGAGCCUUAUCGGCCGCCACCUCGCCGCCGCCGCCGCCGCCGCUUCCACCCGUCGUCGUCAACUCCGCUCACUGCCCCCCACCCACACCCAUGGCUCUGCUCCGCGCCGCCGCCGCCGGCCUCCUUCGCCGCCGCCGCGGCGCCCCGCUCCCCCUCUUCCUCUCCGCCCUCUCGCCGCCUCCGCCUACCCGGCAACCAUGCCCCAGCCCCGUUGCCCCAUACUUCACUCCAUUAUGCCGCCGCCGGAGCUGGUCGCAUCCGCCUGCCGUCUCUUCUCCUUCCUGCGUCGCCAGGGCGAUCCUGCUUCCCGCGACCUUCUCGAUCUACUCCCCCCUCUCUAGUUCCGCCUCCCCCGACGGCUCCGCGGAUGGGGAUCCCUCACCGCCGCCGCGCCCGUCCCCGGCGGCGGCGCCUCCGUCCUCGUGGGUGGACAGGUGGGUCCCGCAGCCGGCGCGCCCGUACGCCAUGCUUGCCCGCCUCGACAAGCCCAUCGGCACCUGGCUCCUCGCGUGGCCCUGCUUUUGGUCAAUCACAAUGGCAGCGAUGCCAGGGGAGCUGCCUGACCUGAGAAUGUCCACACUCUUCGGAUGUGGAGCCGUCCUUCUCAGAGGUGCCGGAUGCACGGUCAAUGAUCUUCUUGACCGAGACAUUGAUAACAAGGUUGAGCGUACCAAAAGCAGGCCUUUCGCUUCAGGUGUUCUAACCCCUAUGCAAGGAGUGGGCUUCCUUGGAUUCCAGCUUUUACUCGGAUUGGGCAUUCUUGUCCAACUAAACAACUAUAGUCGUAUUCUUGGGGCAUCUUCGCUUCUUUUGGUUUUCUCUUAUCCAUUGAUGAAGAGAUUCACAUUUUGGCCUCAGGCGUAUCUUGGCUUGACCUUCAAUUGGGGUGCUUUGUUAGGAUGGGCUGCCAUCAAAGGAAGUUUAGAUCCUGCCAUCAUCCUUCCACUGUAUACUGCUGGUGUAUGCUGGACACUCGUAUAUGAUACCAUAUAUGCACAUCAGGAUAAAGAAGAUGACCUCAAAGUAGGGGUCAAGUCCACAGCAUUAAGGUUUGGAGAUUCAACGAAGCAAUGGAUUAGUGGCUUCGGUGCUGCAUGCAUCGGUAGCUUAGCACUCAGUGGCUACAGUGCUGACCUUGCAUGGCCUUACUAUCCUUUUCUUGCUGCGGCAUCUGCGCAGUUAGCAUGGCAGAUUUCAACUGUUGAUUUAUCUGACCGCCAGGAUUGCAACAGGAAAUUUGUGUCCAAUAAAUGGUUUGGAGCUUUGGUAUUUGGUGGAGUUUUAUGUGGACGACUUGUAUCAUGAUAAAUAUUAGCCAUGAAUGCAUGAUGGUUCAUGGUAGUGUUUCUUUUUUUGUGGCAUUUCAUAGUUUUGAUAGAAUAGAAAGACUCUUGGUAAAAUAUAGGAUGGACAAACCUAGAAAGAAUUGGGAGUUGAUUCGGAUGGGGAGUUAGGGCUUAGGUUUCCUCUAUGGCUAGUUCCAAUUCCAUAUCAUGCCGUGCAUCGCAUUGCUCUAUUUAUUGGAUGGAAGCCCUUAUCCAAGUUGUCGACUGGUAUGACCUACUUUAUGCAUCAAGUUGCAGAAUGAAAUUCUGGUUUUCUGUUACACAGGUUAUUUCCUGAGCACUUCAUGACAAUGUUUUCCUAUCUUCCGUUCAAAAGAUAAACAAGAAACAUGACAAAUUAUUGAUGCAGAAUGCAUCAUUGUACAUUUAUGUAACUCUUCUGGUACAACGCCAAUUGGCCAACCAAUAGUCCUCAAGGUUGUAAUUCAGCUCAACGCCCAAUAUUACUUUUAGGGGGCUAAACUGUAAAUCGCGCUGCCCCCCCCCCCCCCCCCCCCCCCCCCCCCCCGUUGGUGGUUAAUGUGAUCCGAAUGUUAGGAAAAGAAAAAAUUCUUGUGAACAGUAUUCGUCCAAAAAUCCAACGAAAAUCCUGUAAUCAGAAUAGGUCCUUAAUAGCUCUGGAAUUUAUAAUUUAUUUCAUCUUUCUUGACUACAUUACAUGAGAUCUUCAUGGUGUUUCAUUCUACAAAAUUGCUUGGGCAGUUGUAAUGGAAGAGGAGCUGUAUAUCGGGCAACACUGCUUCAUAUAUAGCCAGCUGUCGUUGUGGAUUUUGACCAACCUUGGAAGAGAUCCCCAGUGUCAACAGAUGGCUAUGAUUCAUAAAAGAGGCACAUUGCCAAAUGAUUACAUGGUUGUAAGAGCACUGAGUUUUCAUAAGACCAACUUUUUUUUUCAGAAAAAGGAGAUCGUCCACUUAUGACUAUUUGAGUUGGCAUGUUGCCAUGCAUUGUAAGAACACUGGUUAAGCAAGAAGAAGCAAGUUUGCCAGAAACUUUAUCGAUGCUAACAGCGACCUUGAUCUGAUAGUGUUUUAUGCAGUACAUUACGAUGUGGUCAUUUUUAUAACAAGGUUAGUUACAGUGCAUUUAUUUAUGGUUUCUGUAUAAACUAUGGAGGGGUUUGGUUGAGAAUGGUAAUUCUCCAAUCUUCACAACCAAGCCUUUUCCGUUGCAUGUCCUUUGUCAUCUUGUCAGAAGCCUCCGUUGAACUGAUGACACCAAAGUGAGUAAGCGGGCAUGACUAGUGCGCCAUUGUCUAUUAAAUAUUUUAUAUAUGAAAUCAGCAAGGGACACAGUCGCUUUUCCAAGGUAUUUGUCUGUACAGUUAUUG